Cooperia oncophora is the source of this 309-nucleotide messenger RNA. Lineage: Eukaryota; Metazoa; Nematoda; Chromadorea; Rhabditida; Trichostrongylidae. The record is from the annotation of a GenBank genome assembly.
AUGGAAAACAGAGGCACGUUUUUCAAGGAUUUGAUGGGCGGGCAGCGCCGACAUCCGUCACCGGACCCGUUCGCAGCAGGCGCCAUGUUUCCCGACAAAUCCAGAAAUACACAAACUUGGGCAAGCAUGUGUUGGCGCACGAAAUCGGGCAAGGGUCGUUGUGCAGAAAAUGUGACUGCACUGGGCUUGAUCUCCAUUUUUGGCGGAAACUUUGUAAAAAUUGUGGCUGUCGAAUGGACGAGCAUGACGUACAGCUGCCAAAUCAAUACGACCACGGACAAAUCGUUAUCGGUAAGUUAUAAACCGUAA